This is a messenger RNA of Coregonus clupeaformis (lake whitefish), 1340 nucleotides long. It is a transcript of the gene ndufaf4, whose product is annotated as NADH:ubiquinone oxidoreductase complex assembly factor 4. The transcript is spliced from 3 exons. The coding region runs from base 48 to 581 and encodes 177 amino acids. The record is from RefSeq and is a predicted model, not a curated record. Gene Ontology annotation, cellular component: mitochondrion. Lineage: Eukaryota; Metazoa; Chordata; Actinopteri; Salmoniformes; Salmonidae. Gene Ontology annotation, biological process: mitochondrial respiratory chain complex I assembly.
UCGAGCGUGGAAUGUGCAUUCAGUGUUCCUUGAGGUGACUGUCAAACAUGGGGGCACGCGUUGCACGGUUGUUUAGGAAUUUUAACUUAGAAAACCGAGUACAUCGUGAGAUUGGGAAGGCAAAACCUGAAGCGGCACCUCGACAUCUGACCCACAUUGAUCCUGUUCAGAGUACAGAGGUUGCUGAGAUCAAUGAUGCCAUCCACAAGAGAAACGACCCCCUCCUGGGGUUGCUGAAGUCGGUUUAUGUGGAAUCAAAGGAUCCUACAGAGGCUCCAAAGGAGGUGACUGAGGAGAAUGUGGAGGAGCGCAGACCACUGAAGUUCAGCCUACCUGGGGACCCCUAUGGGAUUGUGGAGAUCACCGAUGUCCCCAAAGGCAAACUGUCUAUUGUUGAGGCCCUAAAAGCUCUUAACAAUCACAAGAAGGCUCCCCAAACAUGGACAUUGGAGAAUGUCGCCCAGGAGUACUCUCUUGACUUGAAAGACACUAAAGCACUUCUAGAGCAUUUCAUCCCCUUCGAGGUUAAGAUCAUACCCCCCAAGACAAAGGACGAUGCAAAGCAGAUCAAAGAUACCUAGGACGAAGAUGCAGUAUUCCUGGCCUUUAAAGACAACGGCUAUCAGCCAAGUGAAUUAUUUAUUUAUGUAAAUGUACUUGAAGGUUGUCUGCUCUGCUUCAAGGUUCAGUCUUGGAAUGGAGAAAGUGUGGAAUUAUUAGUUUUUCGUCCAAAUGAAACUGCAAUAUUUUGAGUGUUAAAUACUGUAACGAAACGAGGGAGAAGCAUGAGGUUCCGAGGCAUGAUUUAAACCCAGUACACUAGUGUUCAGAGCCAGACACGUUACCGCUACUCCAAGUUACCGCUACUCCAAGUUACCGCUACUCCAAGUUACCGCUACUCCAAGAAAGCUAGCUUCAUUGUGGGAGUGGUAAUCAGUGUUAUAACUGGCAAGGUCGUAACAAUACUCCAUAUGAUUGUGUAAAUCUCAAUACACCUUUAAUAAUGACUAAAUCAACCAAUUAUAUAAUUGUAUGAAUGAUGUGAUAUUGGCCUGCAAAUCCAUUCAUACUACUUUGCUAAUUACGUUUUCAUCAAGGCCAUCCCUGUAUCACAAAACUGACAGUAAAUUGACUGUCACUUGCUAAUUUGGCAUAUUUCUACAAAUCUCAAUGUACUCUCCUCUACAAUUGUUUAUUUAUAUAAACCAAUGUUAUGUGUUUUUGUAAUUCCUGUUAAGAUUGGAAAACUAGUACUGUAUCAUGAUUAUAUACACUACAUGGCCAAAAGUAUGUGGACACCUACUCGUCGAACAUCUCAUUCUAAAAUCAUGAGCAUUAAU